AUGGUUGUCAACAACCUGGCUGAGGUGCUCCGGGUGCAAGGCAGGUACGAUGAAUCAGAGGCGAUGAAUCGCCGCGCAUUGGAGGAGUACGAGAAACAAUUUGGAUCGGACCACCCUGAUACUUUGAAGGCUACCAACAACCUGGCUCUGGCGCUGCGGGAUCUAGGGAGGUACGAAGAAUCAGAGGUGAUGAAUCACCGCGCAUUGGAGGGGUACGAGAGAUGUUUUGGAUCGGACCACCCAAAUACUUUGGCGGCUGUCAACAACCAGGCUCAGGUGCUGCAGAGUCAAGGAAGGUACGAUGAAUCGGAGGCGAUGAAUCGCCGCGCAUUGCAGGGGUACGAGAAAUGCUUUGGAUCGGAAAACCCUAAUACUUUGAUACCUGUCAGCAACCUGGCUCAAGUGCUGCGGCGUCAAGGGAGGUACGAAGAAUCCGAGGUGAUGAAUCGCCGCGCAUUGGUGGGGUACGAAAAAUGUUUUGGAUCGGGCCACCCUAAUACUUUGAUAGUUGUCAAUAACCUGUCUAUGCUCUUGCUAAAGUGGGGAAAAUUCAUUGAAUCGGAGAAAAUGUUCCGGCGUGUGCUAGAAGGCAGAGAGAAAGCUAUGGGCACAGACCACCCUAGUGUACUGUCCACUAUUGACAACCUAACUCUA
Messenger RNA from Tuber aestivum (summer truffle), 654 nucleotides. The record is from the annotation of a GenBank genome assembly. Lineage: Eukaryota; Fungi; Ascomycota; Pezizomycetes; Pezizales; Tuberaceae.